This is a messenger RNA of Chlorella variabilis, 1416 nucleotides long. RefSeq lists its product as hypothetical. Gene Ontology annotation, cellular component: membrane. Gene Ontology annotation, molecular function: glycosyltransferase activity. The transcript is spliced from 7 exons. NCBI's taxonomy places the organism in Eukaryota, Viridiplantae, Chlorophyta, Trebouxiophyceae, Chlorellales, Chlorellaceae. Bases 1 to 1416 code for a protein of 471 amino acids. The record is from RefSeq and is a predicted model, not a curated record.
AUGCUGGGCAGGCUGCGCCAGAUUGUGGGCAGCGGCAGCUCCAGCGGCAGCAGCGCCCCUGCCGCUGCCGAUGCUUCGCCGUUGCUCGGCAUGCUGGCUGGCGGCAGGGAGCCGGUGCUGCCUGUCACGCGGGCCAGGCCUGGCAGCAGUCAUCGCAGGACCGGCAGCGCCUCCAGCGUCGGCGGCCAGGGCGGCCGCAGGAGGAAGCGCCACCUCCUGCGGAUCGCGCUGUACCUUGCCAUGGCAGUGCUGCUGGCGGCAUCUAUUGCGGCCUGUACGGCGGUGGCAGCUGUGGCCUACUACACCCUCAGCAUUGUUUGGGAAUCGCCUGCAGCAGUGGCUGCGGCGGCGGCAGAGGCUCAGGCUGCAGCGGCAACAGCCCGGGCUGCAGCAACACGUGGCGGCCAGCUGGCCCAGCUGCCUGCCAACAACGAGAGUACCGCUGCCACCGGCAGCAGCCAGUACACGGUGGUUGUGAUGUCCUACAAGGCGCGCGUCUCCUUGCUGAUCCUCGUCAUCAAUCAGCUGGGCAACUGUCCUUCAGUGGCCGAGGUGUUGCUUGUGUGGAAUGGCGACGACCCGCCACUGCCGUACCUCUUCGACUGCCGGGCGCCGGUGCGCAUCCGCCAGGAGCCAAAGAACGACCUCAGCAACCGUAUGCGCCCCGACCCUGGCAUCAGCACGGAGGCGGUGCUGCUGGCUGAUGACGAUGUCCUGAUGCGGUGCGCCGACGUGGAGCGAGCUUUUGCCAGGUGGCAGGCAAACCAGCAAGCGCUCGUGGGCUUCUUCCCCCGCCUCAUCAGCACCGGCCCACCUCCGCAGUACCUACCUGAGCAUGUGGUGUUCAAGGAGCAGCGGUUCAAUGUCUUGCUGACCGCCGGCGAGUUUGCGUCCCGCGACUUGCUGGAGCAGUACUGGUCGGAGCAGUACGCCCAAGGCCGGGAGCUGGUGGGCAGGCUGAUCAACUGUGAGGACAUCCUGCUCAACUUUGUGGUGGCGGCAGCCAUCCGCAAGCGGCAGCGGCAGCCGAGGCAGCCGCUGGGGCUGGAGGCUGGGCUUUCGGCCGCAGAGGCAGCCGGCGAUGCACACGGCAACAACUCAGCGGCAGGACACGUGCAACAGAAGGAACACCACCAGCAACAAAAGGGGAAGCUGGGCAGGCAGCUGCCACAUGUGGUGUGGUCGCAGCCCAGCCGCCGCCUGGACCUGUCUGCCUUCUCUGGGGUGGGGAUCAGCAAGGCCCGGGCAAAGCACUUGGCCACGAGGCGCCAGUGUGUGGCCCAGUUUGGCGAGUGGUAUGGUCGGGACCUGCUGCAGACGGAGCGCGUGGAGUGGGAGCUGGGCGGCAGCGCCGGGGGCCGCCUGCUGUCCCGGCCGCUGUGCAGCCUGCCCUUCAUGGGCUGCGUGUACCUGUAG